This is a messenger RNA of Racocetra persica, 288 nucleotides long. The record is from the annotation of a GenBank genome assembly. Lineage: Eukaryota; Fungi; Glomeromycota; Glomeromycetes; Diversisporales; Gigasporaceae.
AGUCAGUUAUAUUAAGACAACACUAUCGAGAGUUUAAAGAAACCUCCAAGACAAAAAACAAAGACUACCUUAGCAAAACAGCUCAAGAAGUAGAAAGUCACCCAAAAACUGAAGAGAAAGAGAAAUCAAAAGAAGAAGCAAUGAGUAUAGAAAUACUUGAUGAGCAAGAGAUAAAGGAUAUCUUCUAUAGCACAGAUGAUGAAAUAAAAGAUACUCAAAAAGAAGCUGAACAAGCAACUAUUUGCUCAGAAGCAGAACUUACAACAAGGGAUGAGCUUGCAUUAAAUA